CAUUUUCAACCAGCACCGCUUUCUCUUCUGCGCUUUGCUUUCUUCUUUGCUCUGCCCGCCAUGUCCCACUCACAUUUACCCCCUAGGCCGGAGUUUGACAACCCAACAUCGUCUAGGUACCCUCCAGACUCUCGCUACAAUCGCUCAAUGGCGCCUCCUCCAGACCGUUACAGGGAUCCUCGCGACCCGUACCCUCCCAGGUCACCCCCACGCGACCGCGAUGUCUACAUUCCUAGGUCUCCUCCUGCUCGUUCUGUCUCAAGAUCAUCUGUUCCAUACUCCAGAGAUCCGCCUCGCGAUCCAUACCCACCUAGAGAUCUGCAUCCUCCACCCAGGGACAUACACCCUUCACCCAGAGACGCGUAUCCUCCUCCCCGCGAUCCCCCACCUCGAGACUUGCCACCUAGGGACUUGCCGCCGCGAGACCCUUACUACGACAGGAGAGAAUCUGAUAGGUACUACAGAGACUGGGAGAGAAGGGAUCCACCCGAAUAUAGGUCUCGUCCACCACCUCCCAGAGACUACGGCCGAGAACCUGCUGAUUGGAGAGACCGUGACGUUGAUCGUGGCCGACGCUGGGAGGAGGAAAGGCGUCGUGCUUACGAUUGGGACCGCAGAGAACGUAGCCCUAUCAGAGAUCGCGGGUAUGCUCGCCCGCGAGAUGACGACCGACCCAUUCCAAGAGAACGACCUCGCGAAUUUGAACCGGAACGGAGAUGGGUUCCGCGGGCAUCCAAGUCUCCCCCUCGUCGUAUAGCGUCUGGUUCUGUGAGCAGAGGGCGUUCACCAACACCACCUCGCUUUCGAGAAUCACCUACCCGACCAGGUUAUGCUCCACCACGCUCACCACCACCUCGUGCAUCGCCUAGGGCCUCGCCAAGAUAUCCCUCACCUGGCGUUUUGAAACUGGGAAACCAUUCAAUAGAGGUCACUUCUCGUUACGCACCUUCUCGAAGAGACCGAGGCUAUCCACGAAGCCGCAGCCGCAGCCCUAAUCGGUUUUUCAGCCGGAGCCGGAGUCGCAGCCCGCUGAAGAGAUCUACUCCUGGUACUCAGUCGACCACUGAUCGAUCUCGACCCGACGAACCGAAACGAGAAGAGAAGCUCCACAGACUUCCUGUGCCAACUAUCGACCGAGUCUUGAACAAUAGUCAAUUCAUUGAACCAACGGGAGGAGAGAAACUUCAAAAGCCUCCUUUGCCAGAUCUUGGCGACCUUAGAGACAGGGACAGUCAUCCAUCCGCCACUGUGGAUGCUGCUUCUAUGAAAACACCCAUACAGUCUGAAAGUGGACAGUCGCCGGACGCUAAGCCUGUACCUGUGAUCUCAUACCCACCGCGAAGUCCUACUUCUUCACAGUCUCAAAAGUCACCCACUAGUUCCUCGCAUCCUAGACGCCGAUCUCGGUCGCCCCCUACGCAGCCUCGUCACUAUGUAAAGACGCCCACUACGCCUUCCACCCCUCAACUAUCAUCUCCUGGUCAGAAUCUUCCCGUGAAGCCGGAAUGGUCGAGAAAAGCUAGUCCACUCUCCACGUCAACACCGAUAGCUGAGGCUGCUCCUACUCUGUCUGGCCGUGCGAUAGCAUUACCGCCUUACCAUUCUCCAAGAAGUGUAUCUCAUGAUGUAGAGGCCGAGAUUUCGCGAAUGGAAGGACACCGUGGACGUCUGACCACAGAGUAUGCUGCUAUCUCUAAUGGCAAGCAGAGAGCAUUGCACGAGCUCGACUUAGCUUCUCGUGAUCUGAAACUGGCUGAACAGCGCCGAGCUGUUGCUGAUUCCCAACUGGAGAAGGCCCGCGCGGGUGCGCUUGGCAUCGACUACUCUGCUGAAUCCAAUAACACCUAGGACUGACCUGUAUUUCGUUUUCAUCUCAUCUAUCUCGUACUGACUAUAGGGUUGACAUGUGGUUGUGGAUUGACGAUAUUGUCCGUUAUGCUGAAGAAUAAUGCUAUAAAUACAGUUGUGGAUGCACGUCAUUUUGGUAUACGAGUACAUUCCAUGUACGUUCGUGUAGGAUCUAUGGGCAGCGCACAAUAGAAUCCUUGGGUCUGGAACGGCAACGUUGGGGGAUUGGAACAAGCAAUAACAGAAGGAAUAUGACGCACUUGCAUUGCUUGAAACAUCUGGGUGGAAUACAUGUGAAGCUAAAGCGAUGGAGAAGGUAUAGUACAAGUUAACAUCCUGCGACCGGUCGUGUAUGAUGUAACUCACCUUUAUGCACUUCCUACUGAGUUUCUUCCCUUCUCGACAAAUCUCAGUCAGGUCCCCGCCACGUUGAACGCUGUCGAACGUGUACUUUGAGUCAGGAUCCUCCUACCCAUAUAUUUAAUAUCAGC
Molecule: messenger RNA, 2339 nt
Organism: Somion occarium
Lineage: Eukaryota; Fungi; Basidiomycota; Agaricomycetes; Polyporales; Cerrenaceae
Source: the annotation of a GenBank genome assembly